This is a messenger RNA of Harpia harpyja (harpy eagle), 2468 nucleotides long. It is a transcript of the gene SHKBP1, whose product is annotated as SH3KBP1 binding protein 1. Lineage: Eukaryota; Metazoa; Chordata; Aves; Accipitriformes; Accipitridae. Gene Ontology annotation, biological process: protein homooligomerization. The coding region runs from base 38 to 2305 and encodes 755 amino acids. The transcript has 17 exons. The record is from RefSeq and is a predicted model, not a curated record. Gene Ontology annotation, molecular function: protein binding.
CGGUGGCGCCGGGCGGAAGUGGUAGUGCUGGGUGACCAUGGCGGCAUCGGGCGGGGCGGCGCGGCCCGGGGCGGAGGUCGUGCAGCUCAACGUGGGCGGCAAGAGGUUCAGCACAUCCCGCCAGACACUGACCUGGAUUUCAGACUCCUUCUUCUCCAGCCUCCUGAGCGGCCGCAUCUCCACCUUGAAGGAUGAGACGGGAGCGAUUUUCAUCGAUCGGGACCCCACUGUCUUCGCCCCCAUCCUCAACUUCCUCCGGACAAAAGAGCUCGACCCCCGAGGCGUCAGCAUCUCUCUCCUCCUCCACGAAGCCCAAUUUUAUGGCAUUACCCCUCUAGUUCGCCGCUUGCAGCUACGGGAAGAAUUGGACCGUUCAUCUUGCGGCAGCGUCCUCUUCAAUGGGUAUCUGCCCCCCCCAGUCUUACCAGCCAAACGCCGUAACCGGCACAGUGUGGCGGGGCCACAGAUUGCCGCCCGUUUACCGGCGACGACUGACAGAGCCCCGGUGCGACGCAGUAACACCAUGCCCCCCAAUUUGGGUAACGCUGGUUUAUUGGGGCGCUUGUUGGAAGACCGAACCCUCACUGCCGCGAGCGAACCGGGAGCGGUACGGAUCGUCUGCGGGCACCACAACUGGAUCGCGGUGGCUUACGCCCAGUUCCUUGUCUGCUAUAGGAUGAAGGAGACGUCGGGGUGGCAGCAAGUCUUCUCCAGUCCCCGCUUGGACUGGGUGAUCGAGCGGGUGGCCCUCAACGCCAAGGUGCUCGGCGGAGCUUUGGGUGACCAUGACAAGAUGGUGGCGGUGGCGUCUUGCAGCGAGAUCAUCCUCUGGGCCCUGCAAGCUGACGGCAAUGGCAGCGAGAUCGGUGUCUUCCACCUGGGAGUGCCGGUGGAAGCCCUCUUCUUCGUGGGGAACCAACUCAUCGCCACUAGCCACACCGGCAAAAUCGGUGUCUGGAACGCCGUCACCAAGCACUGGCAGAUCCAGGACGUCGUCCCCAUCAACAGCUACGAUGCUGCUGGCACCUUCCUCCUCCUCGGUUGCAACAAUGGCUCCAUCUACUACGUGGACGUUCAGAAGUUCCCCCUGCGCAUGAAGGACAACGAUCUGCUGGUGACGGAGCUUUACCGUGACCCCACCGAAGAUGCUGUCACCGCUCUCAGCGUCUACCUCACCCCCAAGACCAGUGACAGCGGGAACUGGAUUGAGAUCGCCUACGGCACCAGCUCCGGUGUAGUACGGGUCAUCGUGCAGCACCCUGAAACAGUGGGCUCCGGUCCUCAACUCUUCCAAACCUUCACCGUACACCGCAGCCCUGUCACCAAAAUCAUGCUUUCGGAGAAACACCUCAUCUCCGUUUGUGCCGACAACAACCAUGUCCGGACCUGGACAGUGACUCGUUUCCGUGGGAUGAUUUCUACCCAACCUGGCUCGACGCCGUUGGCUUCCUUCAAAAUCCUCUCCCUGGAUGAUCUUGACGGUCCUGCCGGCUGCGGCGCCGGCACUGAUAUUGGACCUUUCGGCGAACGGGACGAGCAGCAGGUCUUCAUCCAAAGAGUGGUGCCAGAUGCAUGCCAGGUCUUCGUCCGGCUUUCCUCCACCGGUAAAAGGAUCUGUGAGGUGCGUUCGGUCGACGCCGCAGCCAUCACCGCCUUCACCGUCCACGAGUGCGAAGGCUCCAGCCGGAUCGGUUCCCGCCCGCGCCGUUACCUCUUCACCGGCCACGCCAACGGCAGUGUCCAGAUGUGGGACCUCACCACCGCCAUGGAGAUGUUGGGGAAGCCCCCAGAAGCCGGCGGUUUGACCGAAGAGGAGCUGUUACGGCAACUGGAUCAAUGUGAUUUGGCAUUAACUGGACCCCCCGGACCCGCCCGGACCCCCAACACCAGCCUUAGGUCGCCAGGGCCCAGCCGGGUGGAGACGCCGACCCCUUCCCCACCCCUGCCGAAACACCGUGGGGAACCCCUGGGUGUGUCCUCCCAACCCCGUUAUCGGGGGUCAGAGGGGGACUCUCCCUUUUCUGGGGGUCCCCGAGGGGGGGGCAGUUUUGUGGAGCGCUGCCAGGAACUGGCCCAACGCCUCGGCCCCCCCGAGAACCCUGAACCCCCCCGUUUUGGGGGGAAAAGCAAAACCCUCCGCCCCCCACCUCCACGUCGACCCCCCAAUUCUGGACCCCCCCCUACAGCUCCCAGGACUGUGCCCUCUCCCCCCGGGCCUGUCCCUGCCCCUCCUGCAACCGCUGAUGCUCUGCCCAUCAUCCCGUUGGCGACCCCCAAAUCUCGGCUCAACGAGACGUCGUUUUGAGGGGGCAGGACCCCCCCCGCCAUGUGCCUUCACUUUGGGGGGGCACUGCUGUUGUCUGUGCCCCCCCCUCAGAUUUUGGGGAGGGGGGGCACAGAGGAAGGUCCCCCCCCAUGCCAAAGCGCUGUGGUUUUUGGGGUUCCCCCUCCAUAUACCCCUUUUCACC